CCGCCCAAAGAUGUAUAAAAGCAGGAGUCUAUUCAUCAUGUCAGAGAUUAGCUGUCACCCGCAAUCGUCACCAACUUGCCAAAAUGCUCGCCUCGAUCCGGACCCUGCUGCUUGUUGGCCUCUCUACUGGCUCAGCAGCACAAGUCAAUACCUCGGACAAUGCCUACUUUGAGCAUCUAGAGCGAUACUGGACCUAUGGACGUUCUCCGCCAGUAUACCCCUCGCCAAACACAACUGGCUCCGGUGACUGGACUACAGCCGUAUCGCAAGCGCGUGCACUCGUUGCCCAGAUGACUCUGGCUGAAAAAGAAAAUGUGACUAUGGGCUUCACUAAUGCCGAGUUCAAUGGAUGCAAUGGAAAGAGCGGUGGUGUGCCACGAUUAGGAUUCCCUGGCUACUGUUUGAAUAACGCUGAGAACGGUGUGGGUGGUGCUGAGGGUGUCAACGCUUACCCCGCGGCAGUUCAUAUGGGAGCUUCCUGGAACCGGGAACUCGCAUAUACCAGAGGAAUGCACAUGGGCCGUGAGUUCAGACGGAAGGGCGUCAACGUGGCUUUGGGACCUAGUUUGGGACCGCUUGGACGUAGUCCUAAAGGUGGGAGAAAUUGGGAGGGUCCUAGCAACGACCCGUAUCUGACCGGAGUCCUUAUUCACGAUACGACAGCCGGCAUGCAAAAAUAUGUCAUGACGAAUCUCAAACACAUAGUCGGGAACGAACAAGAGACCAGUCGUAAAUAUCCGCGUUUUCUCCCAGCACCAAACCGCAAUACCUCGAUCUCGUCCAACAUCGACGACAAGACGAUGCACGAGCUUUACCUGUGGCCGUUCAUGGAUGCGUUGCGUGCUGGUGCUGCGAGCGUGAUGUGCAGCUACCAGCGCGUGAACAACAGCGAUGCAUGCCAGAACAGUAAGGUGCUCAACGGUCUCCUCAAGACUGAACUUGGCUUCAACGGGUUCGUGGUUAGCGACUGGUUCAUGCAGCAGAGUGGCGUAGCGAGCGCACUCGCUGGAUUGGACAUGGUGAUGCCUGUCGCUCCUUACUGGACUGACGGCAACUUGACAAACAUGGUUCAAAAUGGAUCUGUGCCUAUGACAAGGCUCGACGACAUGGUCACCCGCAUUCUAGCGCCGUGGUAUAAAAUCGAGAGUCAAGCCGACGACGGUGGCCAGCCAGGUUAUGGUAUACCUGCGAGUUUGACGCAACCUCAUCGAUUUGUCGACGCACGAUCACCCGAUUCGAAGCCCGUCAUCCUUCAAAGCGCAAUGGAGGGUCACGUGUUGGUCAAAAAUGUCAAUAAUGCGUUACCUUUGAAGAAGCCUAAGUUCAUCUCGAUAUUUGGCUACGAUGCUGCUGGCCAACUGAUGAACACCGCGGAAGUGGCAGGCUUCAACCUGUGGAAGAUGGGUAUGAGGAAUACGCUUCAAUUCCUCAAUGGAACGACUUUUACGGCCGCCGCUCUAGACCUCAUGUUCGGAUCGAGUAUGGAGCAGACCACUACCGGGCCUGAGAUUGCGCUCAACGGAACACUCUUCACUGGUGGCGGCUCUGGAGCAGUGGUCGGUGCCAUUGAUGCGCCACUUGAUGCUUUCAAGCGACGAGCGUAUGACGACGACACCUAUCUUGCUUGGGACAUCCAGACCCCCAACCCAGUCGUAAAUGCUGCUUCGGAGGCGUGUCUAGUCUUCAUCAACGCGCAGGGCUCUGAGUCAUGGGAUCGACGAAAUCUUUCAGAUGCCUAUUCAGAUGGCAUUGUGAAGAGUGUAGCGUCUCAGUGCAACAACACCAUGGUGGUCAUUCACAGUGUUGGUGUAAGAAUUGUGGACGAAUGGUUCGAUCAUCCCAACAUUACAGCUGUCGUGCUGGGUCAUCUCCCCGGACAGGAUUCCGGUCGUGCGCUUGUCGAGCUCAUGUAUGGUCGCCAGUCUUUUUCGGGUCGCCUUCCGUACACUGUCGCCAAAAAGGAAUCCGAUUACGGUCAUUUGCUAGACCCAGUCUUGCCUAGCGACGAUACAGCUUUCUACCCGCAGUCUAACUUCACAGAAGGCGUGUACAUUGAUUAUAAGCAUUUCGAAAAGGAAGGCAUUGAGCCGCGUUUUGCCUUUGGUUUCGGAUUGACGUACACCGAUUUCGAGUACUCUGGCCUACAAAUCCUCACGGACUCCACUGCCACCGCUUCGCGCUUACCUCCCAAUCCUGAUGUCAUUCUUCAGGGCGGCGUUGUAUCGUUGUGGGAAGAGGUUGCGCGCGUACGAGUCACAGUCGAGAAUGUUGGCGAUGUAGCGGCAAAAGAGGUAGCCCAACUGUACUUGGGCAUUCCUGGCGGACCAGCGAAGGUUCUCCGUGGGUUUGAGAAGCAGCUCUUGGUACCUGGCGAGCGUGGUGUUUUCGAGUUCCCCCUCACACGCCGCGACUUGAGCGCCUGGAACGUUGUUGAACAGCAGUGGGAGUUGCAGCGCGGGACAUACCAGGUGUCUGUUGGAAAGAGCGUUGUGGACAUACAAUUGUCAGACAGUUUCGAGAUCACGGACGCGUGA
Messenger RNA from Periconia digitata, 2534 nucleotides. Lineage: Eukaryota; Fungi; Ascomycota; Dothideomycetes; Pleosporales; Periconiaceae. The record is from the annotation of a GenBank genome assembly.